Molecule: messenger RNA, 884 nt
Organism: Scleropages formosus (Asian bonytongue)
Lineage: Eukaryota; Metazoa; Chordata; Actinopteri; Osteoglossiformes; Osteoglossidae
Product: AT-rich interactive domain-containing protein 4B-like
Exons: 6
Coding region: 191-832 (213 amino acids)
Biological process (GO): regulation of transcription by RNA polymerase II
Cellular component (GO): nucleus
Molecular function (GO): transcription cis-regulatory region binding
Source: RefSeq, a predicted model, not a curated record
UCUCCACCAGUCGCUUGUUUUCCCGCUGGGUUUGCGCUGCGGCUGCGUGUUUUUUGUUUGAUUCGCGUGGUGUCGUUUUGUUGCCGCUUCACGCUCUUCUGGCACCUGCGGGAGGCUGCGCGUUGAAACGCCGUGAAGCAAAAAAAACACUUACGAUUAACUACUUAAUAAUUUCUCUCGAUAAGAAAAAAUGUAUUCUUUCCGUGCCCACAGGGGUCUGCGAAUAGUUGGCUGGAGAGAGGACUUCAUGUAUGAAUGGUUCAAAGUAGACAAGAUUGUGCGCUCAGCAAACAGUAACGCCCAGAACGUGAAACACGGUAAAAAAGUAAAGAACAAAACUGAAAAAUCCAGUACAGAGAAACUAACAGAUGAGGAGGACACUUCUCCAUCCUGGAAUCACAGUGUCCUUGGAUUCUCCGAGACAGGAGUUGCCCACGAUGGCUUUCCUAAAGUGGAAGGCCGCGACGGCAAACCUGCUCCACAGUUCCCUGUAAAGCCUCUUUUCAGUGGUCUGCCAGCAUCUGAAAGCUCAAGCAACAAUGAGAGUGAGAGGGAGAUGGACACAGGAUCCUCCUCCAUGGCUUUCGAUGCUGUCUUCUCCUCCAGCAGCAGCAGUCCUCUGGAGACUGAGCAGGCAACCAAAGCCAACCUUGAGAAUAUGUCCAGCACAGAGAGAAUAGCCUUCCUGCAGGAGAAGCUCAAGGACAUCCGCAGUCACUACCUCUCACUGAAGUCUGAGGUGGCCUCCAUUGACCGCAGGAGGAAACUCAUGAAAAAGAAAAGAGGGGGUAGAAGGCUAAUUCAUAAAAUUAAUAAAAAACAGAGAGACUAGUUUCUGCUUACAUGCACUUAGAUUAUGAAAUAUUUUCCAUGACAGAUUAGAC